CCGAGGAGAUAGAAAUACUAGGAUUAAAGUGUACAUGAUAUGCCGAGUGAAUUGGCGGGCCAUUGAAGUGAAGAAGAUCCCUGCGUUGUCCGCGGUACUGCAAGCAAGGUCAAUCUGGGACCGGGACUGGGGCUGGGACACUCCGAGAUCAUCUAGAUCAUAGAUAGAUGCACGACAGUGACAAGACGUCUUAUCGUAGCCACCCGAGGAAGAUCCAAGUGGGCGGCAUGGGGCAUACAACGUAUGCAGCAUCCUGCAUUUCCGCCUUGCCUUAUCAGUCGGUCGGCCUCGACGGCUGAUUGGCCAGCAGAAGCGUUAAAGGGUGCAGUCUCCGGAGAUGCGACAACCGCUGAGAAAGAUAGCGUCGAAGGACUCGCAAAAGACGUGCGAUAUGGUGGGGGUGGGAACUUGGAAGUGCCGGAACUCCGAGAGUGGAGAGUGGAGAGUGGAAGAGAAGAAAGAGAAGAGAGAGAAGAGAGAGAAGAGAGAGAAGAGAGAAGAAAGAGUGCACGAGGCUGGGGAGUUGACAGCCUUGUUAGAACUAGGUAUAUAGAAUAAUAGAAAGAAGGAGGAUUAGGCCAGCGACGAGGGCGGUUGUAUGGGUAAUUUUAUAAUAAAUCAAUUGGGUCGGUUUCUCCAUCUGGAAGCUCAAUAGCAAUUUAUCAGCUCAUUCCACAAGUCUUGGAUCUUGAAGUAGGAAAAGUUCAUGAUGUGGCUGAUGGUGUU
Molecule: messenger RNA, 726 nt
Organism: Sodiomyces alkalinus F11
Lineage: Eukaryota; Fungi; Ascomycota; Sordariomycetes; Glomerellales; Plectosphaerellaceae
Exons: 1
Coding region: 338-553 (71 amino acids)
Source: RefSeq, a predicted model, not a curated record